GUCUGUUGAGCGAGAAGGUCGCUCACCCGUCGCUCUGCAUCCCAGCCGCUCCCCUUCUCGCCUGUUCUGGGAAAGGUUUUGCAUCUAACCUUCCGCGCUUCAAUUGACUCCAUCCAAUUAUGUGUUACACUGGAUCAACAGAGAAGAUUCGACGAAAACCGCUAAGCUGAGACUCGCAUCCAAAUAAUGAUUCGUUCCUAAGGUCUGUCAUACACCCAUUCUGCAAGCUAAUAUGGCACUUACUGCUCGGUAUUACAUCAGCUGGAUAGCAGUCGUCCUGCUCCUGACGGCAGGUAUGGCGAUGGGAUCACUGGAAGUCCAGGAUGUUGAGAAUGAAGAUGAAAAUCUUUUAUUUCCGUCACCUCCAACUCGACAGGAGUUGUAUGAAGCAGCCGAAGAUAUGUGGGCCAGAGUACAUGCCCUAAACACACUGGCCCCAGAAUUUCAGGGCCAAAAUAAUACAGAAAUUGUGGCUCAGGUGGGGGGCGAGGUGAAGUUCAGUUGUUAUACAUAUCACCUCUCGGACGAAAUGGUGACAUGGCUGAAGAGGGACGAUGAUUAUUUAAUAACAGUCGGACAGCAAGUCUACGCGACUGAGGCGAGGUUUUCAGUGGUACAUUCAGACCAUGCUGAGGCCUGGGAAUUGUGGAUCAAAGAUGUCCGGGAGUCUGACGCCGGACAGUACGAAUGUCAGCUGACGACUUACCCUCCUGUGUCAUUCUUUUUCAACUUGGUGGUUACAAGGGCAGAAGCCGCCAUUCGUGGACCCAGCGAAGUUCAUGUAGAGGAGAGUUCUCUGCUCUCUAUUGAGUGCCACGUCCUAAAUGCUCCAUCUCCUCCUGUAUACAUCUUCUGGUAUCACAAUAACAGUAUGGUGAAUUAUGGCAGACACAAAGCAUUAGGGGUAAAGCACACCAACUUCUCAAGCACUUUAACUCUUGCCAAAGUAAGAGCCACCGAUGCUGGUAUGUGGACUUGUGAGCCAUAUUUGGCAGUUCCUGCUAAUAUCACCGUUCAUGUCGUCAGCGGGAAGCAGCCAGCGGCGAUGCAGCAUGGAAGAAAAGGCGACCAGCAAAAAUCUUCUGCCUCGGGCUCGUCGAGCGCCUUGCUCUAUGACGACGAUCUCAGCUGGCUGUUGGGGUUUCUGAUCUUUCUGCUCUUCGAAUUGGCUUCUGUUUCCGUCAAUAUUCUGGAGGUCGUCUCGUUUUUGGAAAUUUCUAGACGUCCUAUGUCUGAAUUCUUGAACAGCUUUGAGACCAAAAAUAAAUAA
Macrobrachium nipponense is the source of this 1270-nucleotide messenger RNA. Its product is annotated as lachesin-like. NCBI's taxonomy places the organism in Eukaryota, Metazoa, Arthropoda, Malacostraca, Decapoda, Palaemonidae. Bases 233 to 1270 code for a protein of 345 amino acids. The transcript has 8 exons. Gene Ontology annotation, biological process: synapse organization. Gene Ontology annotation, cellular component: neuron projection membrane. The record is from RefSeq and is a predicted model, not a curated record.